This is a messenger RNA of Pecten maximus, 9671 nucleotides long. RefSeq names its product GTPase-activating protein and VPS9 domain-containing protein 1-like. NCBI's taxonomy places the organism in Eukaryota, Metazoa, Mollusca, Bivalvia, Pectinida, Pectinidae. Gene Ontology annotation, cellular component: cytosol; endocytic vesicle. Gene Ontology annotation, biological process: regulation of GTPase activity; vesicle-mediated transport. The coding region runs from base 173 to 5245 and encodes 1690 amino acids. The transcript is spliced from 22 exons. The record is from RefSeq and is a predicted model, not a curated record. Gene Ontology annotation, molecular function: small GTPase binding; guanyl-nucleotide exchange factor activity.
CACCAGUGACACUCGUACCAGUUGUGGGAGUAAAAACCACUUCAUGUGAGUGAUGAUGCUGAUCGGAAGAUGGACAAGACAAGAGAUGUCUUCGAAGGUGGAAACUAGAUGUACAAGACUGGUUUUGGAUGUGACCUGGAACGUUUAGCAGAACUUUGAAGCAGGUGUUGCCAUGGAGUUACUGGAACUUGCACGCCACCUGAAGCAAGAGCAAUUGUUUGUAACAUCAGAGCGCUCUCAGCUGCAGAAGCUUUUUGAUGAAGUUAAGAGGGUAGCUGAGGAACUUUACCAUGAAUCGUGGGUGACACGGGAACAGAAGGCAUGUCUUGACAGUCUCAUCUUUUCUCCUCAGAAUCUGGCACCCAAAGAGUGUUGUCGUAGGGCCAAUCUCUUACAGUGGACAAACUUUGUAGACAGUUACAAACAUCUUAGUUAUCAUGAUUCCAAAUAUGGAGAAUUUCUUAAAUUCUUACGGGAAAAUUCAACUCUUUUGGCACACUGUAUAGAGACAGGGGAGAAAUCAAGCAAUGAGUACACACAAAAAGUGGUACCACUGCUGGUGUCGUCAGUGUGUGGGAAUUGUCUUCUGUUGGAGGAUGAGCAGAUAGCCCUCCAAAUGAUGACUACAUUAGCAGAACUUCAGCUGGCCACAAAUGAUGACCCUCGACGGCUACUUAGGAAGGGUUCUUGUGCUUUUAGUGUUAUGUAUAAGCUGGUGUUAGAUUCUUUGUUUUCAACCAAAUUGUUUCUUACGGCUGCACUUCAUGAUCCAGUAAUGCGUUUGUUGAUGGAGGAUGAAUGGUUUUAUGAUAUAGAUCCACAAAAAGCUCUUGUACGGUUUCACCCACAGGAACGUAUGAGGAGAUUUGGUGAACCAGGUACUGAGGAUCAUGUAAAAAAGUUUCAAGAAUACAGGACAUUUAUCGUGGACAAACUAGUAGUACUAGCAAAUAGAUUUAUAAAUUCACUCAAAAACAACAUCCAUUGUUUUCCAGCAGGACUGGGUUGGCUAGUAUCACAGAUUUACCAUAUUCUAACUAAGGCAAGUAAGCUGUCAAGAGAAAAGGUGCAGGCAGUUUGUGCUGACCUUGUUUUUUCUCUGUUCAUAUGUCCUGCUAUAUGUGACCCGGAUCCCCAUGGUAUCACCUCAGAUAUACACAUCAGCCAUAUUGCAAGACACAACUUGAUGCAAAUUGCACAGAUUGUACAGGUUCUGGCCGUGUCGCAGUGGGAGGAAGACUCAAGAGUCACAGACCUCUAUGAGAGAUUUGACAAGGGUUGUGUGUCAGGACUUCUAGAUGCAUUAAUACAUGGUAUAGGUACAGAACUGCCAGGAACGGGGGCGGGGCUUGGCCACACCCAUAAUCUGACCCGCUCCUCCGUACUCAUCACCUUACCACAGCUUAACAUGGUGGUAGGAUUUCUACGCUCAGUGCUGCCUAUAGUGGAUGAGAGUGUGGCUGAACGUAAACAGCUGGAGGACUUGCUUCAGGGUCUACCCUCAAACCUCAAUACUAGUGCCACCAGUCUUCUAAAUACACCCUCUCAGACCCCACCAGGCACACCAUCCAGUCAGAAAAAACUCUUCAAAGGUCCCAAGAAGAAGCUGGCUCUCACCCCAGGCACUAAUAGCAAUGAAGACGCUACAUCACCUCAGCCAGGGGACUCGGACUCUUCAGCAGGAAAGGAUGCAGAGGAUGUAUUGAUUCUCUCCCUUGGAACAGAUAUAGACUGUCCAGGAAUGUUGACAGAAAACAAAGUGUUGUCAUGGGAACAAGAGAACAAACGCAGAAAAGUCAAGUAUCAAACACCAGCCAGUCUGUUUACUGGAGAUGGUCCUCCGGUAGAAAUCCAUGAAAAACGCACCCGUUUCUCCCUUUCUCAAGAUCAGGAAUCUAUAGGAAACACCAGUGAUAUCCAAGAAGCUAUAUCAGAAGCUGCAUCCAGUCAUUCAGUUGGUUCAGUGGAAAAUGAUGAUGACAAUGAUAACUUCUCUGACAUGAUCUCAGCUAAUGUGAGUGGGCGUGGCACCCCUAAUAUCAGUGGGCGGGAUACACCCCUCUCCCAGGCAGAGAGUGAACAGGAACAGGAACCCCCACCUCCUGCCUUACCAGAGACUGUGCAGAAGUCAAACAGGGUGGAUGUUACUGAUAGAUUUGGAAAGUUUGAAUUAGAGCGAGAUGAGACUAAGUCUACAGUUAGUGAUACAUGGAGUACAGAUGUCCUUGCUAGUGACUCAGAGCCUCCAGAACAAAACCAGUUUGAUCGACUUGAGGAGAUUCGGGAAGAGAUGGUACGACAGAGUCUACUUGCCAGGAAUGAUAUUGUGUCAGAAGUGUCGGAGACUGCCAGUGAUGCUUGGAGUACUGAUGUUCUCGGUAGUGACACAGAAGAAAAGCAGGCAGAAAUACUCUCAGAAUUUGAUCAGGAUGAUGUUGGCAGUGUGACAGACCUAGCUUCUAUCUCGGGAGAGCAGAGUUUACCAGAGAUACAUGACAGUGUUGGAAAUGAAGAUACACCUCUAGCCUCUGGUCAUCAGAGUCCUACUGAGGAGCAGCACUUGGAGCCUGUAGGUGCUGUGGGUGGGGCCUCAUCUGUUGCUAACUACACCCCUAGCACCCAGCCCCGUCCCAGGGGAAAAAAGAACCCUUUUGCUAAAUCAAACAGUACACCUUCGGACAGUGUGUUUGAGGAUAAUGACCCUAGUAUUCCAGCCAUGCCCUUGAGACUGAGCACCAGUUCACACUUUGACCACAAUAAACUGAAUGUUCCUGUCAAACAAGGCCGGGGCCACUCAUCUAAAUUGUCUCAUUCUAAACAGUCCAACUACCUUUCUGUACCAGACUCCAAGUCCUCUGGUCACUCAUCUGACCGGGCUUACUCUGCUAGUGUAGUUGACUCGCUCUCCUUCAGGAAUCCAAUGUAUAAUGGUGCCAAACCCAAGGACAAACAGAGAGCCACGUUUGCUGGGUUUGGAUCUUCACAACAGCAACAACAGACUGGUCUAGACCUGACUGGGUUUGCUCCUGUCAAACCAUCACAAAAACAUAAACAAGUUUUGUCAUGGGCUGGUCCUGUUUCUGAUCAGGCACCAUUUGCUGCAAAUAACACAGGGUCACUAAGUUCAAACAAUAGUCAGACAGAUUUGGACAUACUCACAGAACAAACAAGAAAUGUGAAGCUGUCAGAACAACAAAAUACAACAAUGGUGGAUACACGCAGACUGUCUGCUGCAUUGAGUAUGUUUGAUCCUGUGGUAGGUGGUGAUUCUGGGGAUUUACUGGAUGAUGUGAGUCACUGUAGUGCUUCCUCUAAGGAAAUGAUUGGCACACUCUCAAGUAUCAAUAAUGACAAUAAAAAAAUGGACACAGAACCGCUCAUUCAGUUUGCUGAUCAAAGCGAAGCUGCCUCAUCCCAAUCAGCUAAUAAAGAUGUAAAGAUCCCAGUGCCCAGGCGAAUAUCUAAUACUGGAGUUCCUGAAAUUCUCUCACCCUCCUCCAGUAGUGGUGUUGGUAUCCCAGUGAAUGGUAACGAGUCAGAGGAGGGCAUGAUAGAGAAGAGACGAGGCAGUGUGACAAGUUCUCACUCUUCUGGGUCAGAAAACACUAGUGACGGUGCUCCAUUUACCAAGUCCUCUCGCUCUGCCAGCUUUGACAACAUGUCACAGAGGUCAGAGGAAAAGGAAAAUGGAGAUGAGGAUCAAGAUGAUAAAAGUCCUGACAAGAAAAAAGGGUUUUUCAAAUCUUUUAAAGAAAAAAUUAACAAAGUGCGCUCUGUGUAUGGUGUGGAAGGUAUUAAGAGAAAAGGCAACAAGCAUGAGUUAUCCCGGGAUGAUCCUAAUGACUUGAACAGUUCAGUGGUCAGUAAUGGACAUGGUGAUGGGUCAAAGUCUUCACUUGAGAACAGCUACAAGGAUGAAAGCACAGAUGACAUAUUGGCUAAAUACAGAAAAAAACCUCAAGGGAUUUUGUCAUCCCAGAGUACUGAGUCUGGUGGUGCUGCUGGGAGCUCAGUAGAUGGUGUUCCUGCUACUGUGGCAUUCAGCAACAACCCUAUCAAGGAAAAAAGAUUCUCUAUCCGAGAUGAGGAUAUGACAGAUUCACCUCACUAUGAUCCAAACAAUUUGGAAAACUGCUUUGCAUUCAUUGAUGCCAAACGUAAGCUUCGGAUUGUGCUGAGUUCUGCUGAGUUCCAGGUGGGUUACACCCCCUUGGACCUGACCUAUGGAGGUGUGGCGGGGUCACUGCGAGAAAACAACAGCAGGACAGAUAAUGAGUUAGUGAGACUGCUUCGUGCCCAGCUGGCUGAGGCAAUAAGCCUUCAGAACAAGGACCUGAUAGCACAGCUUCAUGAGGCAAUCCGAUGUGUUCGCAUGUUUGACAGUGAUGGUCUGAAGAAGCUGGUGCGGGCCCUACAAGAUGAAUACCACAGUCGGUCAGCCUAUGUGUCUUACCUGAUCCGUUGUAGACAGGGCCUGCUCUCUACACUCUCUCAUGUCACGCGACUUCUCAACAGGGUCAGCAGGUACAAGGAAGUGUGUAGUCGGCACCUUACAAGUGUACUUGUCCACAUGUUUAUUGAGAAGAAGGAAACCAGUGUCGUAAAAUUUAUAUCGGACUUCCAAAAGUUGAGUGUACCGGAUGAAAAGACUGACUUUGUGGAACAUUUUCUGCAGUACCUUUACCAGAACAUGAACCAGGAUCAGAUAUGGCAAGCUUCAAAUGACAGUCAGAUGGAGGAUGCACGUGUGGUUAUAGAACGCUACAUCAUGAGCCGUAUCUACACUCACGCCAUGUUUCCUAAUGGCGACGGGGACAUCAUGCGGGACCAAAUUCUGCACAAACAUAUCAAGCUGUUGAGCCAGGUGAUCACACCGACCCACAAGGACUUGGGUAUUCCAAGGAUGUAUCACUUUGAAUGUCCCUGGACAGCAGCCCAGAGGGAAAUCUACAUGUUAAAUGCGUAUAAGACACCAAAAGACAAGCUGCAAUGUGUACAAAGGUGUGCUGCCACCAUUAUGAACUUGUUAAGUAUGGCUAACGAGAAGUCCGUUCCUGCAGCUGAUGACUUCAUGCCUGUGAUGAUAUAUGUUGUGAUCAAGGCCAACCCCCUAUGUUUGCUGUCUACAAUACAAUUUGUCAACAGCUUCUAUGGGGACCGGCUGUCUGGUGAGGAGCAGUAUUGGUGGAUGCAGUUUUCGUCAGCUGUUGAAUUCAUAAAAAACAUGGAAUACUCAUCGGAAUGAUUUUACAUUUAAUGUCUUUACUGUUGAAGAGUUCAUCAUCACAUAUCCUUUAGACCAUGCAUGAUCUGUGAUCACCUCUCAACUGAUACACAUCCCUGGUGAUUAUCGUUAAUAUUAAUGUAUAUCGGAACCAGCUUUGUUAUGCACCAGCUUUAGUUCAGGAAUCCUUUUUCUUUAGAUUUCAUGUAAGAUAUCUGAUUUGUUUCAUUAUCAUCUGAAUGCUAACGUUCAUUAUAGACAUUUUAAUUUUGCAGGGAAGAUGAUAUUUGUAUUAAAGGACUAGUGCUGCUUUAAAUGCACUUUCGUUAUGUGUUUACCAUAAUGUGACAAAAGAAUAGUUUAGGUUGUUGUUUGAAAAGUUGAGAAAUCAUGCAUUUUGUUGAGAUUUUAUAGGUAAGUUAGUAUCAGGCAUCUUGAAUGAUAUCCUUUUCUAAUAUAAUAGAAAGGUUUGCUAUGGUUAAGUUGUAAACACAAGACCUUGUUCAAAUUAUUUUCAAAGAUAUCUCACUUUGAUUUGCCAUCCCUAUGCAGACAGUCAUGCCCUGUUAUUUUCUAUGUAGGAAAGAAACAAAAUUUCAGCAUUACAGUCCAUAUUGUAGUGCUAUUUUAAAACUGUUCAGAAAUAUUUUGUGUAUUAAUAUUUUGUUAGCUCAUCUGGUCCAAGGGUCCGAUGACCAUGGUUAAGUAGGUAGUAGAUGAUAAAAUAUUUUGUAAUGUUCCCCUUAACAAAACCCAUGUAGUCAGUAGACACUUUUAUUAAUAACAAACGAGCCAAAACUGUUCAAAUUUUGUUGUGUAAUAUUUUAUUUUAUCUAUAUGUGCACAUUAUUGAAAUCAUCACAAAAAUGAAUUUCCAAUUUACAAAUUACAACAAAUUUUUCACAAAGUGUUUAAAACAGAAACACUGUAAAUGUAUAAUUUAGUUAUUUGAAAAGUACAAAGUGCUCAAAUAUUUCUAGCUUUAAUGAUAAGUGUAAGUUAAAUGGUCUUUAGAUUCCUGCUUGAUGAAGUGUCAAGUCUGAAACAUGGGUCACUUGGUUAUCAGUAUUACAAUGGUGUCACUACAUGUACUUGUUUGUAAAUAGCUUUUGUUUACCCAGGAAUAUUUUUUAUACAUCAUGUUUUAAAUCAUCAAUAUAUGAUUUCCUUGGGUUUCACCUGUGUUUAUAUUCUACAAUAAGGACUGGAAGUGUAAUUAUAUUUAAUUUAUGUGCAUUAUUUACAAUUCAUAAAUACAUACAUAUAUGACGUCAUAUCCACUUUGAUAUUUACAAAAUUUGCAUUGUAUUUAAUAAUUGAAUUAUACUCAAUGUGUUUAUGAAGUGCUUUGUUGAAGGUUGGAAGGUUUGUGAUAAGAUAUCUCAAUGCAUUCUUUAUUUCCUCUAUAGAUUGAUAUAUUGUGAUUUGUUUUUUAUUGACAUAACCAUAAUUGUGCUAAAUCAUACAGUACCCUUUGCCUAGAUUUGGUGAUUGAUAUGUUAUUUUCUUGACAAACAUUUAAUCAUAAUAAGUGUUUGGUAUUGGAAAAACAGUGAAUGCACUAUGGGGUAUUGAUUGUAGCUAGCAAUACUGUACAAUAAAAUGAUAUGAUUUUAGAGAAAUUAAUUUUUUCACAUUGGACAUUGGUCCUGCCUAGUCAUAAUUUUAACAUUGCCAUAUUAAUUUACCACUUCGUACCAGAUAUCAACAGUUGAAAUAAAAAUUAUAAAUAUGUUCAGUAUUGAAAUAUGUGUAGACAUCAGUUUCCUGAAGUUACUGUCAGUGAUAGCUCUGAUAUUAUUGCAAUAAAUAUUAUGCAUUUCACUCCAGAAAACUACUUACAGUAAAACAGGUUUAUCUGGACACUUUUCUUUUAAUUAUUCAAGCGAUGUCAUAUUUUGUUUCCUGGAUGGAAGACAGUUGUUUAGACAGUUGUUUUGAGUUAACCAAAUUCUCUUGAAAAAUUAUGAUUUGGAUUGUAAGAAAAUUAUCUUAAGAUAUACUAAUUCAUAUAAUAUGCUGGAGGUUUGCUACACUGGCAAAUUGCAGAAUAGAUAUACUGAGAUGCUUUUAUUAACAAUUUGCAAGAUACAGUACUAUUUGUUUAUUACUUUAGCCAAAUGAACCAGUCGUCAAGCAUUUAAAUGUGUCUUGAUAAGAAAUAUGUUUGGAUAGGACAGAUUUUUUAUUUUCACAUGUUAUUUUUUCAUAUUACCAGGCAUGGUCUCUUUCUUCAAUAUUAUGUGGAAUUCAAUGAAUGAAAAAUAACACAAAAGUAUUUAUAUGUUAUUUGGAUAUGUCUAGGAAAAAAUAGACUAGAUUAGGUUAGAUAUUUCUUGUAUGAAUAAAAAAUAGGAAGGGAACUGAAUUUGUAGACCUAUUCCACCUUUAUACAUAGAUAGCGCUGCCACUUACCUCAUAUAUUCUAUGAUAAACUUAAGGAUCGAUUAGCUCAAAUAAUAGAAAUGUAGAUAUAAGGCAUUACUUAAUACCAUGUGGAUAGUUGUGCUAAGGUUAAGUGAAAUUUGUUUAAAGACCCGAUAUAAAAAAUAAAAAAAAUUAAUUAUAACAUCACCACGAAGUGAAAAGGAUAGUAUAUUUUGAUAUUAAAACAUUUUAAAUAGUUUCAAUGUUGUGAUAUUUUUCUGUGGAUGUAAAAAAUAAGUCUUUACCUUAUUUAUAUUGUUUACACUAAAUAUUCAUCAGAAAAAUAAUAUUCAAGAAUAGCAUUAUUUCAUGUUGUCAAUAUUUAUAAAGAACUGGUUUUAAUAUAGUUAUUAAAGUGGAAUAGGCAAAAUGUAAUAGUCUAUUUUUUCUGAUAUUUCAAAGAGCUAUAAUUUCAAAAAUAUGUUUGAACUGCAAUAAAAAUAUCAUGACUAUACCUUAAAGUGUGCUCGAGUUUGUGUAAGGCCGUCUUGAGCAGUAAUUCUCGGAAAAAAAUGUAUUUAUUUUGUACCUAACAGCCGCCCAUGCUUGUUCAUUGUGCCAAUUCCAAGGUACCAGAAUAGCUACUGCAAAAUGCUAGCUGCCUACAAAUGUAAUUAAAAGAAAGAAAAUUCCCAGAAAUCUCAACAAAACCCGAGGUCUUUAUUAAUUUCUUGCCUUGUUUAGGGAAUUCUGUUAAUAUUUUCAGUCUGCCAUGUAGAAUAUCACUACAUUCCAAGUAAUUGAUCACAUGCACAGGUUUUCAUCCAAAUUUCAUAUUUUUUUCGUAAUGGUUCAUAUAUUCUUCAUUUGAGUAUAUAGACGUUUGAUUCACUUGUUCAUGGCUGUGGGCUACCUUAAUCGUCCACUUGAAUUGUACUUGCUCAGAAACUUGCACCAAAGACUGCUCACAAUGUUUUAAACCUGCAUGUAGUAUCUCAAAUGAUAAGAUGGUAGAUAGCUUUUUUUACUAUAAUAAAACAACACCCUAAGUAUCAGAUGUGAAAUGAUCAGACGUUACUCAACUAUUUAACCAGACGAUGUAUCCAUAGAAUUAAUUACAAGGCCUUUUCUUUAUUUUAUUGCAUCAUCAUAGGGACUUGACACAAAUUCCUAAACCACAGUACAUAUAUGGACCAUGGGUUGGGCAUCUAAGCAAAUUCUUUGUAUAUCAUGCAACAUGUUCAUGCUUAUCUACCUAUAUACACAGUAUGUUGACGAAUCACAAAAUAUUUAUCAGUUAUUGACAGUGAAUGCCUUGAUAAACAGUGUUAUUGCUCAGUAUCACAUUGACAAUGUAUAGAAUUAACUUCACAAGGGAGACUGCUGUUGUUCUGGAAUUUGAGUUGUAUCUAGGUUGGUAGAAUCUGUUUAGUUAAUGGUUGGCUGAAUCACACUUUCAGUGAACCAUACUCAGCUGUAUAGAGGAAAGUUAUAUAAAAUGUAAAAUAUUGGGAACUAUGAUAUAUAUAAUGUGGUGGAAGCAUAAAAAGGUCAAUUAUAAUGACUAUAACUAUUUCUAAAUGAGCUAUUCAAAACUUGUAUGUCAAAAUAUGUCGACAACACUUGCAAAGUGUACAGUAUGUGAGAAAUGAGUUUAUUUAUAUGCAAGUUAUAUAUGUUUUAAUAGAAUUUCAGAUGCUGUAAUCGUUUCCUUCAUAAAGAUGUGUUUUUAAAAUAAACGUUUAUUGCAAGAUGAGAUAUAAAAUUAAAAAAAAAAACAUAUUACAGUGAUAUUCUGAAUUGUAUACAUAUAUAAUCUGCACACCUUUCUUGUACAUUUGUUUUGUUGAUGAUUCUAGACCCACGCGUUCCUGGGUCACAUGCCAUAACAUAUACUCCAAAUUAUACAUUGGAAACUUAAGGUGUUCGUCGUACCAUUGCCUGUUGUAGCUUGCAUGUGUGUUACUGAUUGAGGAAUUGUUGAGAAUAGCAAAUGAUAGCAGCAUUGUUUCAGGAGGAUUAUUGUUAUCGAAGAAAAGUCAUUGUUGCUCGUUGGAAAUAAAGGCAGUUUGAAAUUUGA